GGUCUAAAAAAUGGAAUAGAUUCGUAAUAAUUGAAAUGAUAAAAAAUUACAAUUCAGGGUAGGCAAUGUCGUUAUGAGAAAGCGUCAAAAUGGCAGCGUUUGGAUUACAUUUGGGCACGUGUUCUACUUGCAUUGCUGUUUACAGGGAUGGAAAAACCAAUGUCAUAGCAAAUGAUCUUGGAGACAGAGUAACUCCUGCAGUUGUUGCUUUUACAGAUCAUGAAAUUUCUGUCGGAGCAGCAGCUAAACAAGAAAUCAUUCGCAAUGCCACGAACACAAUCUUACAUGUGAAACGUCUUGUUGGGUGUAAAUUUGAAGAUCCUCAGGUCAAAGAGUAUAUGGAGACAGCCAGUGUUAAGGUUGUCAAAGACAAUGACAAGCCAGUAUUUGAAGUUGAACAGAAAGGAAAGUCUGUCAAGUUCACAACACAACAGAUUAUGGAACUCAUCUAUAAAAAACUGCUGGAAACUGCUCAAAGUCAUGGAGGAAGUGGUAUACAAGAUGCUGUAUUAGCUGUACCAUCUGAUUUCAACAUGGAGCAGAGAAGUAUAGUUAGUGAAGUUGCUAAAAAGGCUGGAUUCAAUAUACUCCGUGUGAUCAAUGAACCUUCAGCAGCCUUGUUAGCUUUUGAUGUUGGACAACUAGAUCAAACAGAGCGCUUUAAAUGCCUAGUUUAUCGCCUGGGAGGCACAUCCCAUGAUGCUGUGGUGUAUGACGUGGAGCAGGGCAUGUACAGAAUAAUUGCGAAAGUGUCAGACAGUCAGUUUGGUGGAGAUAAGUUUACGGAUGUAUUACAAGGCUUCCUAACAUCUGAGUUUAACAGACAGUUUCGCUGCAAUAUGUCGGAGAACAAGAGGUCGGUCAUUAAACUGGGUCUGGCUGCAGAGCGCUGCAAGCAUGCUUUGACCACCAUGAUCACUGCCCAGUGUGCUGUGGACUCGUUAUUUGAGGGAUGUGACUUUCAUUACAACAUGUCCAGGGCUAGAUUUGACAGUUUGUGUAUGCCUCUAAUUACUAAAUGUACCAGUCUAAUAGAUCAAGCCGUAACCCAGGCUGGGUGCGCAAAGGAAGACAUUUCAAAAAUCAUCAUUUGUGGUGGUGGAGCCAAGCCUCCAGUGGUAAAAAAAAUCAUUGCUGAUUUUCUUCCAUCUUCGUCCUUGUUAAAUAAUAUCCCAGAGGAUGAAAUUAUUGCUAUUGGGGCAGCCAAAGAGGCUGCCUUGUUAGUUGGUGGAAACAAUGCGACCAAUGUGGGUAUUGAUGCUGCUGCCUCCACCGUCAACUUUAAAAUUUUACCCAAGUCUGUGUGCAUAAAGGCCAAGAAAGACGAGCUGGAAGUUGUUAUACCACAACAUAGUCUUGCUCCUUGUCGUAGGCAGCACACGCUGACUCUCGAUGCUCACCAGAGGGCAGUGGUUCUUGAAAUUUAUGAGACAGACGAACCAGUUCAGUUAGAGACUGCUAGACUAUUAGCCAAGUUGGUCUUGAGAGAUGUACAGCCUGGCUCUACAAUCAAAUCUAACUUUCAUCUAAGAAGAGAAGGUGACCUUCAUGUGACAUGCCAAGAAGUGACAUCUGAGAAGGUUGAAAGUGUGACCAUCACAUGUCACUAACACCGAGUGACCAGCUAGUUUGUGUACAGUAGAAUGUGUCUGUGUGAAGUUUGUAUUGACUGAGAAUGUUACCUCCCUUUGUAUUUUAUUAUUGUUUUACAAUUUAAAUGAUGUAACAAAACUUUUUAAUCAAUCUGCAAGUAUGAGUGACUGAUCACACCAUUUCUAUGUCUAUAGAUUGAUUGGUGACAUUUGUUCUUAAAUACUAUAUACUUCUUAUUGUUUAAUUUAUAUAAGCCUGGCAUUAUCAAUAAAAACACUGAAAUAAAAUGAGAUUGAUUUGAAGCAUCUGUUAUCUAUCUAAUAUUUUUUGUCACUUAGUUCAUACACCAUGAGCUUUGCAAAAGCUGGACCAUCGUCCAUGGCUUUAUUAAGCUCUGCUAAUUAUAAAAAAAAAAGCUCUUCUAUAUGAGUCUGACUUUUGGCACAUCAGUUAGAAACAUGCAGUAGGGUGAUAAACAACUUUCUGUGCUUUGAUAUUCUUUGUCUUUGUGUGACAAAAGUCUUAGCUUAUACAUUGUUUGUUUGUAAAAUGUUUUACAGAAUUCGGAUGUUCCUUCAGAGUUGAAGAUAGUUUACUUCCUAGUCCAAACCUCCCGCAGGACGACGGGGGAUGGGAGCCAGCGGGGUUUGAACCCUCGACCGUCGAUAAAUCCGAACGACAGUCCAUCACGCAAACCGCACGACCAGGCAGACGUUCUCUCAGAAAAGAAGAUACAUCCUAUGAGUAUCCAUGGUCCGAUCUAGUUGUGCAUGUGAAUGUGAGACUUAAACUCUGCCUGGUCAUUAGUUUUCCUGGCUUGUUCAGGCAACCUAUUUCUUGUUCACUAGGAAAGCGCUACUCUAUUAAAAUUAUUUCUCAAAGGAAAAUGUAUAUAAGUCCCAAUCCUUUCAAUGCAUGGGGUGGCUGUAAUGUACUCUUUCCCUUUAAAAACUUAUCAUUUAAAAGAAAAAAAAUUGGCUGUGUCUAGUCCGAGCGGGAAAAGGGAGUACAGGUAAUUUCACAAUUGAGUUGUAUCUUGAAUCACUCAGUAGUCAGUACUUAAUGAUGUGUAUGCAUGUAAGAUUGAAUCAGUUCUUCUUUAUAGUUUAAUGAUUUAAAACAUUGUUGCAUUUUGUUAUCAUUGAGGUUUUUUAUGAAUUAAACUUAUCCAAGAUUAAAUUUAUGUAUGGUACUUCAAAUGAUAGAUGUGCAAGAAAUUU
Messenger RNA from Biomphalaria glabrata, 2813 nucleotides. Its product is annotated as heat shock 70 kDa protein 14-like. Gene Ontology annotation, molecular function: misfolded protein binding; ATP hydrolysis activity; ATP binding. The coding region runs from base 90 to 1610 and encodes 506 amino acids. Gene Ontology annotation, biological process: cellular response to unfolded protein; protein refolding. Lineage: Eukaryota; Metazoa; Mollusca; Gastropoda; Planorbidae. The transcript is spliced from 14 exons. The record is from RefSeq and is a predicted model, not a curated record. Gene Ontology annotation, cellular component: ribosome; cytoplasm.